Messenger RNA from Entelurus aequoreus (snake pipefish), 3638 nucleotides. It is a transcript of the gene depdc4, whose product is annotated as DEP domain containing 4. The record is from RefSeq and is a predicted model, not a curated record. NCBI's taxonomy places the organism in Eukaryota, Metazoa, Chordata, Actinopteri, Syngnathiformes, Syngnathidae. Bases 44 to 1621 code for a protein of 525 amino acids. Gene Ontology annotation, biological process: intracellular signal transduction. The transcript has 9 exons.
AGACGACGAAGAAAAAGGUAGUGACGUCAUACAUUUGGGUAAAAUGGCGGUUGAUUUGACUCCUCGAUUUCGGAGACUCAAUAGCAAAACACGAAGUUUUCGUGAAAAUUUACGGUACAAUGGUUUGUCAGGCCCCUUUGGUGCCACCCUGCUGUGGCACAACAUCAUCCAAGCCCUGCACAGCCAAGUGGAGGUGCGCCGCCGGCGGAGGCACCUGCGUGCCCACACCGAUAGCUUCACAGGCUCGGACGCUGUCGAUGUCGUCCUUAGUUACCUGAUGCAGAACACAAACAUUUACGCUACUGACGUCUCUCGUCUCAAAGCCGCCCGACUAUGCCAGGCCCUGAUGGAGGCAAAGGUGUUUGAGCCGGUGGGCGCCAAGCUCUUUCGCCGCGUCAGGGACGAGGCGUUCGAAGACAACAGCGGAAGCCUUUACCGUUUCAUGGAUUCUAAAUCUGAUAUGACGCAGAACGGCAGCGGAGACGUAGAAAACCAAAGAAAAUAUUUUGGGAUGAAGAAGAGCAAGCGUGCCAAGUUGAACGACAUGCUCAUGAUCUCCAAUCCUUUGGCUGUUGGACCAUCUGACAAGAAGGUGGAAACGCUGCUCAGGUCCUUCAACCUGCCGCCCUCUGUCGCAACAGCCUCGACCUUUCUUCCCAAAACUGCGGUGGAGGAGGUGUGGAAGCAGCAGACGUUGCUGCAGCUGCUGCAGAUUGUCGAGCUGCCCAUGCUGGACUGCAUCCUAGCUUCACCAGUCAGGAGUGGGAGAGUGCCUCUGACCAAUCAAGACCUGGUUAUUCCCAAUACCUACUUGGAGCGAGAGCUGCCAGACACCCUUCAUCUACCUCAUUGGGACGGGUGGCUGUCGGCAGCCGUGGACUGCCUCGAGCUGUUCCCAGACCAGCUGAUUGUGGUCGCUGGGGAGCAACUCCAAUGGCAAGAUGGCGCAGAGCAACCGGCGAGCCAAAAUAGAGUCCUGUUUGACAUCAUCGCCAAGUACUACAGUGGACGGGAAAAGGCUCCGAUUCUGUCAGGACGCUACCUGGACGUACAUGUCGCCAUUCUCAAGCUGCUGGAAGAAGCCAAGGUGCAUGACGCCAUUAGAGCUUCUCAGCUGUGUCUACGUCUCCUGCAGACGAGCUCACGGGACGAGCUCAGGCGUCUUUUAGCCUUUAUGGCGGUGGCGGCUUGCCCGCACGCCUGUCGCCUCCAAAAACAGAGCGAUAACCGCACAGUGAUCAGCCGCACUUUCCUGAAGGCUAUUGUCCAUAAUGCUGAAUUGACAAAAUCCCAGAGUGAGACCUUGGUGCUGUUUCUCAUGGACAACCACAAAGACCUCUUUAAGACUCCUACAUCCCUCAUUGAAGCUGUCCGCAGGACACUGCGGAGCAUGCGGGACGGCAAAGAUGCAGACUCCAUCGCCACGUUCAACUUCUGCCCUCAGGUGACGCCGCAGCAGUACCAGGAGCAGCGCGAAGCCGCCACGCUGGAUAGUCUCCAGCGUCUCCUGCGGGACAUCUCCAUCAGUAGCAUGCCUGCCAAGGAGAAGAGGAGGAUCCUCAAGGACUUUGAGAGGCAUCACCCAGCAGUCUUCCUCCAACAUCUCACAAGCACUUUCUAAGAACAACACGACUGGACUUGGUACUUUAUGGCUCUUAUUAUAUCAAUAUUUUGAGAUGUUUGUCCAAUUCUAAAAUGAUUUUUUUUAAAGCUACAAUAACAGUUGUCUUUACUUUAUAAGCUAUGCUAUGCUGUGCACAUAUAAACAUUAGCAAUGUAUAGGUUUAAUCUAGCAUUUUCUAGGACUACUAAUUUAAUUUUUCCUUAGUUGUAGUGACAUUUUUGUAAUUAUUUGUUAUCCCUUCAAACUGAAAGCCAAGUUAAAAUGCACUUUGUUUGAUUUUUCACUUGAAAUAAUGUAUUUGCUCUAUAUCUUGUACAUUUAAUUUAAAUCUUGGUAAUUAAAUGUGGUCAUUAAAUCGCUCAACAUGUUAUAUUUGUGUGUUUAUCUAAAUGUAAGUUUUACUUUUACAUUUUUAAGAGGUUUUAAACAUUAUGUAUAGAAGCCCGUUUCCGUCACUAAUCUAAACAAAUACCCCAAUGGCAAGUCAUAAUUAUGAAACAAAAAUUCAUAAGAUAAAAAGUCAAAAUUAUGAAGUUUAACGUCAUAAUUAUGUGAUGAAAAUUGAAAUUAUGAGAUAAGAAAGUCAAAAUUGUGAUAACAUUUAUAGUUUUUGGAUUGAAAAGUAGAAAUUUAAAAAAAAAAUCAUUUUUUAUUAUUCUAUUGAGGAUUUUUUUUGUCUUUUUCCUCUUAUUUUUCCUCAACUCUAUGCCAAAACUGGUUGCUAAAAGUCCAUUCACAUUUGUUUUUUAUUCGCUUUACAUGACAGGAUUUUUUUACUGCUAUUUAAUUCCCCCUCCUCGUCCUCUUUUAAAUCAGCAUUCUGCUCGCUAUUACGAACGUCACAACUUUUCUGUCCGCACUUAUACUUUGCAUCACAUUGUACAUGUUUUAGGGCUUUUAGCCGCCUCCAUCUUCUUCUUAACACCUGCAGAGUUUAUGUACAUUUGUCACACUUUCUUGUCGAUUUUUAUUUCCGUUGUGGGACAUUGGUUGUGACUUUUGCUCUGUGCACACUGGCCCACAGUUUUUUUUAACGUCCUCUGGUUGACUUGACUUUCUCUUUUUAAUCCUUUUUUUUAAUUUUGUUUGGACUUCUUAUUUUGUUUCUUUUUCCUUCUUAGGCUCCUUCCUCCCCUCAAUUAAUUUUAUCCAGAACAACCUUGUUGGUAUGUUGACAAAUGAGGCAUGGAGGUCAAUAUUGUAGUGAACAUUGGACCCAAUGUUCACUACAGACAUCAUUCAAAUCCACUAUUCAUGGAGUUAAAGCAACUUAAACUGCACGAUGUGAUCAACUUUAAAACUGCUCAAAUUAUGUUUAGGGCAUCCCAAAACUCUCUACCAUCCAAUAUACAGAACCUAUUCCAGGAUAGAGAUGCUCACCAUAGUUACAGUCCAAGAGGAAACAACAAAUUAUAUUUGCCUAAAUUUAGAACAACUUUAAAAUCAAUGUGCAUUUCAGUGCGUGGAGUCACUCUGUGGAACAACUUAGGGGACGAGUUAAAAACAUGUUCGAACAUGAUUCAAUAUAAACACUGUUUAAAAAAGAAGUACUGAAGAAGUACGAGGAGGAAAAAGAGUGAUGCCCUCAGCACAGAGCGAUGGGAGAGAGGUGUAUGGUCAGAGAGUAUUUGGGCCUGUGUGUGUAUGUAUGUGUGUGUGUGUGUGUGUGUGUGUGUGUGUGCGUGUGUUUUGUCUGGUCUUGUCUUGUCUCAUACUAACAGUGGUACUAUUGUAUUGUUAGUGUACAGGAGUUUUUCUUGUUUUUGUUUGUAUGGUAUUCUUCUUGUAUUAUAUUGUUUAUGUUAAAUGUGGAAUGAGUGAGAGGGGUUGGGAUAUUAUAAGCAUCUGCUUCACCCAACCCCUUUUCAAGCCUUGCACAAAUGUCUCUGCCAAGAUGUAAAAAAAAAAAUUGUUGUUGUACUGUGCAGGUUUGAAAUAAAUACUUCAAUUCAAUAGAUUCAUCUUCAGACUUUGGACAUGUUUUUUUUUUAAAGAAAAGUAUUAAAAUAAUAUU